GCAAUGUCUCACAAGUAAAGCCAAUUAACAGCAGGUUGAAAUCAUCGCAUUUCAUAGCUUGAAAUUUUCGCCUUCGAAUUUUCUCUCGGUUCUGUUUUCCGUCUCCUAUUAUUGUGUUGUUGUUUUUUCUUCUGGGGAUUGUUUUUCACUCAAGACAGACAAGAUUGUACUUCCACAAGACUGCUUAACAUGCAGGGAACAUCUUUAUUCCUUUGUUUCGUCAUUUUCUUCGAAAUAACGGCUCUCAUCGCUGGUGAAAGGAAAACUAGAAGAGAUUGUCGUGACACAUUUCAUAGCUGCGUCAGUUGGUCCAAGGCAGGAAUGUGUGAAAAUAAUAGAUUUGGGUUCGUAAUGAGAGGAGGAUGUGCUAAGACUUGUGGUUUCUGUAAAGUUUCUUUAGACUCCAUUACAAAGACAAACGUAGAAGCUUCUGCACAAAAUUCAAAAUCAAGUUCUAUCACUGAAAGAGACGAAAAUGAGUCUUCAAAAAAACUGCCUACUCCUGUCACUCCUACUUCUAUCACUACCGCUACCACUCAUACAACAGGUACCACUCCUACUACCCUAACCACUCCUACUACUCAAACCACUCCUACUACUCGCACCACAACUAACACCCCAACAACCCCAACCUCUGGCACCACUCCAACUACUCACACUACCCCAACUACCCCUACAACUCACUCUACCCCCACCACGGUCACCAAACAUACCACCAUCACUACACCUACUACCAUCACAACCCGUACUACCUACACUACUCCAACAACCCACACGACUGCUACUACCUAUGCUACAAGACCAACAUUAUCUACUCCAACAACAUCACCCACAAGGGCCUUUCCUUCUGACCUGAAGGACAAGACGAAAUCAGUGAAGACAAAAAAUGAUGAUAAAAAAGCCAAGAAGUCAAAAUGCAAAGACCUUUUCAGCAAGUGCGAAGAAUGGAAGGAAAAGAAAAACAUCUGUAAGAGUCCCAAGUUUAAACCUUACAUGGAAUUUGGAUGUGCAAGAAGCUGCAGUUUAUGCAGCGCAUUCGACGAAGAUCCAAAUAUAGCAAGCCUACAAGACAAUGAUUCGGUGAAUGUGGAGAUUGGUGAGAAGAAAUCAUCGUUGGCACUUGGUCCUAAAUCAAGAACUAAGGACAUUGAUUCCAAGCUGAAUGAUGUCGUUGAAAUAGGAAUAGCAAGAGAAAUGAUCGAAGCGAAUAAAAAACCCGGCAAAAAAGGACAUCAUUUAAGUAGCACUUUGCAUGGCAAGAACAACAAAAUUCCUAGAAGCAAAAUCCCUCUGAAAAAGUAUAUCUUGAAGCAGAAAGAAAACUCUUCUUCGAUAAACAACGCCAAGAGAGUGGAAAUAGAGGAUGGCUUCAAGUCUGAUUCAAACCCUUUUUCUAACUUAAAAGAAGUUGCGAAUGGCGUCGAUAAGGUGGAUCUACAAACUGCAGUUCUUGGAUCCGAAGCUGAAUUCAAGACAAACACGUUUGAUGCUUUGGAUAGAGAUUUGCCAGACUUUGGUGGACUUGAUAAUGUUGGUGAUGUCGAGAAACUGCUGGAGACUCCUAAACCAAAGAAGAAAAUGGAUUACUAUGUGGAUCAUUUUUCAAGCGAUCCGUAUGAAGCUGAGAGUGAGAAGGAACAAUGGUUGCAGGAAAAUAGAAUUCGUCCUAAACAGUACCGUAGAGAAGUAAAGAACACGGAUGGUCAAGGCAAAGUACCAUUAACUUAUCAACACUCGUCAGAGACUUUCAAUACCAAAUCCAGUAUACCUCAACAACGAUUACAAAUAAAGCAGAAUAAAAAAAACAUACGAAAGUUGAACACCAAAAGAGUUGAGAUCGAAGAUGGCUUCAAAGCGCAAAGCCGGUUGUCCAGCCUUGACGGUGUAUCCCGUGAGAUCAGCAAGGUCGAAUCAUCCAGCUCAGGCUUUAGCUCAAAGGCUAGCGACGACGUAGCUGAUGAAGGGUUUGGAAGCAAGGCAGUUGAAGUGGACAGUCUGGAAAAAUUACCAGACUUUGAUGGGCUAAACAACAGGAAAGACGUACAAGAACUCUUUGAAACGCCAACAAACAAGAAUUUUGAUUAUUAUGUCGAACAUUUCUCGAAUGAUCCGUAUUUGGCUGAAAGUGAAAGAGAGGAAUGGAUGAAAGAGAAUGAUUCUAGAAUGAAACAGUACAGAAGAAGAUUGGAAGACACUAAAAUGACUAAACCUCUAAAACACAAGAAAAGCGAAAUAAGAAAAGGUGUAAUUUGAAAGCUAUGUAAAUUUGAAUUUAUUUUUUGUAGUAAAAAACAUAUUUUAUUCAACAUAGUACAGUCAAAGCAAGGGCGGUUCC
Molecule: messenger RNA, 2335 nt
Organism: Actinia tenebrosa (Australian red waratah sea anemone)
Lineage: Eukaryota; Metazoa; Cnidaria; Anthozoa; Actiniaria; Actiniidae
Source: RefSeq, a predicted model, not a curated record